Cutaneotrichosporon cavernicola is the source of this 7776-nucleotide messenger RNA. RefSeq lists its product as uncharacterized. Gene Ontology annotation, cellular component: fungal-type vacuole membrane; endosome membrane. NCBI's taxonomy places the organism in Eukaryota, Fungi, Basidiomycota, Tremellomycetes, Trichosporonales, Trichosporonaceae. Gene Ontology annotation, biological process: phosphatidylinositol phosphate biosynthetic process. The transcript has 5 exons. The record is from RefSeq and is a predicted model, not a curated record. Bases 1 to 7776 code for a protein of 2591 amino acids. Gene Ontology annotation, molecular function: metal ion binding; ATP binding; 1-phosphatidylinositol-3-phosphate 5-kinase activity.
AUGUCCGACCCGCACCACCGCCUCGACACGGGCGUGGCGGCGUCACGCGGGCCGUCACCCGUGUCCAACUUCUCCAGUGCACCUCCCAACCCAUCUUCCAACUUAACCACCUUCCCCAACCCUUUCCAGGACGAGCCCGAGACUGGCCUCCUCCCAUCGCUCCUAUCCAAGGUCAAGAGCACCUUCUCGUCCGCGCCUCCAAAGGAAGCCAAGGAAGCCGCCGCGCCGGCUCAACCACCCCAGAGCGCGGCCCAGCAGAUCGCCGAGACGACCCGCAAGCAGCAUGCCGCGCAGGCGCAGGCGCAGGCCCAAGCCGCAGCGACGGCACAGGCACAGGCUGCCCAGGCAGUGGCAACGCCGUCGACAAUGACAUCGCACACUUCGGCCGUGUCCGUUCCGAGCGUCGCGACGCGGCGGGGGACUAGCCAGCUCUCGAUCGGGCCUUCUGACGACACAUCGCCAUCGUCUGCAGUCUCGCCCACCGCGCCGUCGCUCAUUGUCGCAGCGCUUCCCCUUCCAACCCGCGCUCAGCACAGUCAUCAGAACUCGACGGCGUCCGCCUCAAAUCUGUCUAGUGCGGCCGCGAGUGUCACCAGCUCCCAACCCCAACCACAACCGCGUCGCCACCUCAUUCCCGGUGAGGCCAAUUGGAGGCCCUCUGCAGCGAGCGCGCAGGUGACCGUCUCGCCGGUGACGAGCGUCACAACGACUGCGCCCCGCAUGAGCGAGGAGGGCAUGCCACCCCCGCGCCUCAUGAGUGUGACCCCGACGAUGGAGAUCACCAACGCCAAAGGCAAGCCUGUGCCUGGCAGUGCGAUGCUCGGUGGAGGAAGAUUACGCCGCGGCUCGAUUGGGACCAUUCCAGACUCACCCAGCAGCGUCUCAUUAUCAGCCAUGAUCUCAGGCAACGCCGAGCUCAGCCAAAACAACGGUUACUCCUUUGUUCCAGGUUUCCAGCUGCCCGCGGAGGACACACGCAGCAUUCGCUCCUUGGCGAUAGCCAAGCGACCACACUCGGUAUCCAAGAUUAUCCGCCGAAUGCGGGGCGAAGGCUUAAGCAAGCACUACUGGAUGGCUGACGAGAACUGUAAGGAAUGCUACGACUGCAAAUCGGUAUUCACCACUUGGCGACGAAAACACCACUGUCGCAUCUGCGGCCAGAUCUUCUGCGGCCGAUGCGCCUCCAACAUCAUCGGGGCGCGCCGCUUCGGCCAGGACGGCAUGGUGCGCGUGUGCAACCUGUGUCUUAAGAUCAUGGAAGACUAUGACGACGAUGACGACCGGCGCAGCAUCAACUCGACUAUGUCGGGCCUCACAGGCCUGCCGGAUCGCGUCAUCUCGCCUGAGAUCACGUACUCGCAGUCGCCCUUUGCCGCGAGCCAGCUCUUCCGCAGUACGAACGACUCGUUAUCCGCGAUCGAGGAGUCGGUCCACCAGCCGUACAGGGACGAUGACUCGGACUGUUCGGAUACAGACGAGAACACGGGCAGCAAGUGGGGCCUUUGGCCUUCUAUCGCAGCGCCCUUCCGUCGGCACCCGGACGACAACUCAGACGACCAUGGGCAGGAGAGCAACACUCACAGCGAGCUUGCUUCUGAGGUCCCAUCACCGCGACCAGGCAGUGCAGGAGGCGACAAUGCCAAGCCAGACUUCCCAUUAGACAGGCGCCCGCGCGUUGGCUUUCCUCGCACCGAGACCAUCGAGUCGGAAGAGGGAAUGCCAAUAGUCAAUGCGCCGCUCAACCUCCAAGGAUUGAGAACACGCCUCAGCUCAGCUGCGAGUUUGAGAGCCGGGGCCAAUAACGGAUUAUCUGCACUGUUGGAUACGGACCGCAAGGACGGAUUGUGGAGAGCGCGUUCGUACUCGUUCGUCACGCCACCAGAAUUCCUCACUGGCCCGUCGCUGGCGCACUUCAACACGAUGCUGCAGCAAUCCAUCGAGCGCCAUGAGCUGCCCAGCCCAGAAACUUGGCACCGCGUGCUGAGCAAGCUUCUGCUCCGCGUGUCGACCAACCUCCGCCCUGUUGUCCGUGCUGGGGAUUCGAUCGACGUUCGCACGUACGUCAAGAUUAAGAAGGUGCCUGGCGGCAAAAUCACAGACUCGGAGUACGUCGACGGUAUCGUGAUAACCAAGAACGUCGCACACAAGGGCAUGUCGCGUCGGCUUGUCAACCCGCGCAUCAUGGUCAUCACAUUCCCCCUAGACUACCACCGUGUCGAGACGCAGUUCAUGUCCCUUGAUCCAAUUCUCAAGCAGGAGAACGACUACCUGCGUCUGUUAACAAACCGCAUCAUCGACCUGCGCCCGCACAUCGUUCUCGUGGAGCGCUUCGUCUCGCGCAUCGCGCUCGAUUUCCUGUACAAGGCCAACAUCGUCGUUGCGCGGGGAGUUAAGUUCAGCGCCAUUCACCAGGUCGCGCGGUGUACACACGCUGACAUCAUCGGCUCGAUGGACAAGCUCGCUUUAGAACCACGACUAGGUCGCUGCGCCGACUUCAAGGUUCAGACGUUCGAACACGAGCUCAUUCCUGGCAAGCGCAAGACGUACAUGCGUUUCGAGGGAACACACAACGGCUUUGGCGGCACCAUCAUUUUGCGAGGCGGCACACUCUCCACCCUCAAGAGAGCCAAGCUUAUCGCCGACUUCCUGGCGCUCGUCGCGUACCACCUCAAGAACGAGACGUUCCUCUACGGCGAUGAGUUUCAGAUGCUCCCUCCGCGCCCACCUAUGCCAGAGGAGUACCGCGAUCUCCUACGCCUUCUGGCGGAUAAGCGCGCAACUCCAAAAGCGGUAUACGGACGUGAUGCGAGCUCCCCGCCCACAGAGUCGCCCAUAUCCCCCGAUUCCGAACUCACGCCCCGUGCUGAGCGCGAGUCCUCGGAUCCGAAAGAGAUCGAGAGAGCAAACGCGCUGCAGGUCACGCGCGAGAUCGCCGAGAGUCUCGAACCGUAUCUCACGACCGUGCUGAGUGCUUCUGUGGCUGUGCGUUUCCCCCCUCCACAUACCCUCGCCAAGAUGGCCGCCUUGGACCGAAAGCUCAACUUCCUGAGGCUGAAGAAGGACGAGCGGGAGGCUGCAAAGAUCCUUGAAGAGGAGAAGCGGCCCGAGCCUCCCAAGCUGGAGCUUGUCAAGAUGGAGCCGAUCAAGAUCGUCGUCGAGACCGAGGAGGAAUAUGCGAGGAAGGAGGCCGAGAAGAAGGAGUCCGAGAUGAAGGACACUGAGAAGAAGGAGGCCGAGAAGAAGGACACCGAGAAGAACGAGGCAGACAAGGCCAUCGACACCGACAAGAAGGAUGCGGACCAGUCGUCGGAGACCAAGGGCGCAGACCAGGCCAAGAGUCUGAGCCCCGAGAAGGAGGCUGAGACACCGAAAGCCCCAGAAAAGACCCCGCCGAAGGAGGAAGACAGCAAGGAAUCAGACAAGCCUGAGCAUCCAGUUGCCGUCAAGCCUGAGACGGAGAUUGUUGAUGACGCGAUGUCCAUCAAGUCUGCACCGCUCCCAAAGAUCGAUGCUGGUUCAGCGACGUCGUCUGCCGCCAACUCGGCCUUCACAUCACCCGUCGCCGCUCCAACAGCUACCCUCCCAUCCUCUAUAUCUCUUCCAGUUUUAUCGCCACCCACACCCUCACCCACACCUGUCCCUGCCCUAACACCACUGGUCUUGGCACCGACGCCUGUGCCAUCAACCGUGGUAGGCGGUAAGGGGGGAGACCCUUACCGCAUCUUGCUGAACCCGGAGGACUUCAUCGACGCCAGCACGCUCGCGUUUGUCGAGUACGAUCAUGAGGAGCAAUACAAGCUUUUCAAGCAUUACGUGAGACGCAACAAUGGUCCACUCCACCCCAAGAACUUCCAGGGUAUCAUCUAUCUGCAAGCUCUCUACCGGCAGGGCCAGGACAAACCGUGCGUUGAGCCAGCCCGCCAGCAAAUCAACUUCUACCAGGAGGACGACCAGACACUGGGCCAGUUCCUCGGCUCGAUGGUCGCGAACGCAGUUCACCGCUGUCCCAAUCCGGCCUGUGAGAUUCUUAUGCUCUUCCACUACGACGUUCUCGUCCAUGCGGAGCGCCGUCUGCAGAUCGCCAUGGAACACUUCUCUUGCCCGUUACCUGGGCACGAGGAGCAGAUUUUGACAUGGAGUUACUGCCGACAGUGCAACCGCUCGUGGGAACCGACCGUCAUCCGUGAGGAGACGUGGCGGAUGAGCUGGGGCGCGUACCUCGAGCACUGCUUCUACCCCCCCGAAACGCGGACGGGAUUCGGAUGUGCGCAUGACGCCUACCGCGAACAUAUCCGGUACUUUGCCCAUCACAACAUGGUUGUGCGGAUCCACAACGACGAGAUCGAGCUGUACGAGCCCGUCAGACCGCCGAUCAAGGUCAUCUGGAACGUCGAGGACAAGGUAGCGCUCAAGAACGCCGAAUACGAGAGCGCACUGGCGAAGACGGCCGCGUUCUUUGACUCUGUCAUGCACCGUCUCCGUAGCUUCACGGACGACCUUGUCGAACCUGACAAGCAGGCGCGCAUGCGCGCGGACCGCGACGCGCUGCUCACGCGUGCAGUUGCCGACCGCGACGAGACAGUCAACUCGCUCAAGCUUACAUACAAGCAGACACCGCCAACCGAUGUCCUCGCGAUCAACGUUGUGCUGCAAGCUCUCCAAGACAGGGUCAUCCAAUGGGAUCUUGACUUCUUAGACGUCGAGAAGCUGUACAUGCCUUCCGAGAAGGACCUGAAGAGAAUGACUGCGACCCAUUUGAAGCGUCUAUUCGCUACCCACGAUGUGUUCGGUUCGCUCGAUAAGAACGUUGCUGGAAUCGCCGUGCCUGAAGUCGACGAACAUGAGAAGAUGACGGACCCCGAGUCGUCAAAACCGCCCUCAGUAGCACCGACGCUUGAGCUUGAUAGCAGAGCUGCGACUCCGCCGUUACCUGAGUCGGAAGCUAGCGGGCCCAGCCCUGAGAAGGUAGACGAAAAGCCAGAGGCCGACAACUUGGGAGACAAGCCGACCCACGCCAACGACAAGGGUGAGAAGCCUGACGACAUGGUCACCAGUAGCGUAACGACGUCGAGCGACACUGCGACGCCCACACAAACGAUGUCGCGCGCGACUGCGCCGUCGCUGCUCGCGCCGCCCAUGACGCCUGAGCUCGAGACUCGGAACACGCCUCGUGGCUACGAGACCGACUCGACGAUAUCCGCCGCACCGCGCCCAAUUUCCGUUGCUGCACAACCUUACACACCGUCUGCCGACCUAGCGUCGAGCGGGGUUGACAGCGACACCCACGCGUUCGUCUCGCGGCUGCCUGUCCGUCGGAAUCGUCCAACCCCAAGCGUGGCGGACCUCGUCAAGCGCUUCCAAGACACCGCUCCAGAACGCAGCGGGGCGUCAACGCCGACGCUCGAGAGGCCGCGCUCAGCUGCCGGCGUGCACCGUCGUGUGCGUCACGAGCCGACCGACGUCUCGGACAGUGAUGCGGGGCGUCCGCACAGACCCUUCCUCCGACGCAACAGGGCGACUGAGCAGACGGUUAUGCAGCGGAACUCCUCGAGAUCCAACUUAUUCUCGGAUGGGGACCGCAGCUAUGCCGUCAACGCAAGUCGGAUGGUGUCGAAGCGGCAGAACACUGAUCCCACCUCUGGGAUUAGAGGACGGCUCUCGCAAGCUCCUUCACCUAGCCGCAGUCGCUCGCGGCCCGUAUCUCCCUCCGCACGGAAAGACGGCCGCCUUGCCGCUCCUACGAACGUGCCGAUAUCCAAGAGCGUCAGCAUGGACGGCAAGCCGCGUCUCUUGGGCAAGGGAAAGACCCCACGUAAGCCACCUCUGCCUGUUGCACCGCAGGCGUCGCCGGGCGGGAAUCUCAUGAGGGGCAUUCCGCGCCGCGUCAUGGGUGCCGGUAGUCGUGUGACCUCCAUCGCCAGGCACUUUGACAAGAUCAGCCGCGACGCCGAGCGUGACAGAGCUAAGCGCAUAAGCCUGGCACGCGGGAAGCGUGCUGGCCGCGUCGGUGUUACUAAGGCUCGCGUACAAGUGUUCAACAACGUCCGCGACGCGUUCAGGGACGAAUUUGAUUCUGACUCGUCCGCUGCCGACAACGAGGAGGAAGCCGACGGGAGCGACGUGAGUGUCGACUCGACGGGCCGUGCGAAACCACGCCGCAAGCAGAGCUCGCCGGCCAAGCCGCGUCCGGCGUUACUGCCACCCCACGUACAUGUCCCACCGACCCCUCCACCCAAGAAGGCGCGUCGUAGCGAUGACGAUACCGAGGCCGAAGCCGAAGCAACCACACCCAAACCUGCAGCUCCCGAAACUAGACUGUCAGAGGUUUAUGCGGAGACGGAUGACGCCGGGGGCAGUAAGAUCGCCAGUGACCGGCUGCACAUCGAACUUGCCCCGUUCGACACGUCGGCUCCUCUCCCCAGCGUCCCCCCGACUCCUGCUACUGGCCUGAUAACCGAGGACGAGGCAGCCAAGAAGGGCUUGAGCCAGAUGUCGCAGAUCAGCGAAAGCGAGAUGUCGUCUGGCGGCGGCGAGCGUUCGAGUAUUCUCAAGACGUUAACCGGCUUGUGGGCAAUCCGCGCGGGGGACUUCACACCGCUUGAUUAUCCCCUCAGCGCUGCGGAGCACAUCUUCGUUGACUCGCGUGUGAUUGUGCGUGAGCACGAGCCGACGUCCAUCAUCGCCUUCACGCUCUGCUCGAAGCAAUACAGAGAGCAGAUCAGGUCGGUGGCGGCGGCAUCCAAGGCACGUGCGGCGCGCGCGGAGAGGGCACAGCACUCAACUCUUCCCUCGGAGCCGAGCAUGUUGGAGGAAGUGGGAAACGAGCGGCCAUGGGAUAUGGUCAGCGUCGACGAGCUCGACGAGCCAUCAUUAGCUGGCACGCAUUUGAAAUACGAGUUCGAGGCGGGUUCCUCGACCAUUUCGUGCCGGAUCUUCUUCGCCGAGCAGUUCGCUGCACUGCGCCUGGCAUGUCAAUGCGAGGACGGGUUCAUCGACAGCCUGGCGCGCUGUGCCAAGUUUGAUGCCAGUGGCGGCAAGUCGGGCAGCGCCUUCCUCAAGACCAAGGACAAUCGGUUCAUCGUCAAAGAAAUUUCGCGAUACGAGAUGGACGCCCUAACCAAGUUCGCCCCGGCAUACUUCGAGUACACGAGUACGGCGUUUGAUCGGCAGCGACCCACUGCGCUCGCCAAGACAUACGGCAUCUUCAAGAUCGGCUACCGCAAUGGUGUGACUGGCCGGAGCAUGCACAUGAAUGUGCUUGUGCAGGAGAACCUGUUCUACGGGCGCCACUUUAGCAAGAUCUACGACCUCAAGGGCAGCACACGCAACCGCCUCAUUAAGCCGACUGGCCGCGCAAACGAGGUGCUCCUUGACGAGAACCUCAUGGAGAUCUCGCACACUUCGCCGCUGUACCUGCGGGACCACGCCAAGCUCAUCCUCCGCACUGCACUGUGGAACGACACGCUCUUCCUCUCCGGCCUCAAUGUCAUGGACUACUCGCUCGUUGUCGGAGUAGACGCGGAGAACAAGGAGCUCGUCGUCGGCGUCGUCGACUACAUCCGUACAUUCACAUGGGACAAGAAGGUCGAGUCGUGGGUCAAGGAUUUUGGCGGAGGAGGACGCGGCGAGCCUACCAUUGUCACACCGCAGCAAUACAGAAAGCGCUUCCGGACCGCCAUGGAGAGAUUCUACUUCCCUUCAGUGCCGGACCGUUGGAGCCAGGCCAUGGCCGACGAGCCGCUCGACGAGGAGAGCGCGACUCUAUUGAACAUGUAA